This is a messenger RNA of Impatiens glandulifera, 2397 nucleotides long. RefSeq names its product golgin candidate 1. The record is from RefSeq and is a predicted model, not a curated record. Bases 497 to 2032 code for a protein of 511 amino acids. Gene Ontology annotation, biological process: retrograde transport, vesicle recycling within Golgi; Golgi organization. The transcript has 19 exons. Gene Ontology annotation, cellular component: Golgi cisterna; Golgi membrane. NCBI's taxonomy places the organism in Eukaryota, Viridiplantae, Streptophyta, Magnoliopsida, Ericales, Balsaminaceae.
UGACAUUUUGUUUGCCUUAAUUGAAUACUCAGCUUCUAAUGGUCGACGAUCUCAAGAAAAAAGGUCGCGCUCAAAGACCAAGAAAAGAUCCCCUUCUGAUGAAAGCCAGAAAACAAAUGAUGCUCUACUGAGCAGCAAUGAUCCUACUUCAUCAAAUGUUGAUAUACCACGUGAUAAAGAUCAAUCUUCCGCGCCUGUUGAAAACGUUGCUGUUGCUGUUUCUCCCAGUAAUUCCAGUUCUGAAACAAGAGAAGCAGAACAGUUAAAGGUUCAGAGUGAUAGUUCUAUCCCAGUUUCUCCAUUGUCAGACAAAAUCCUCAAUGAAGAGGUGAAACAAGUUUUGGUUGAGGAGGAGUUUAUUCAAGUUCAUUCAAAUUCAACUGAUGAACCUGUCAGUCAAGAUUCUUUGGGUGUUCAAGUAGGAGAUCAUUCUCCAGUCAUUCCAGAUGGUGUUGAGAUUGUUAAUACCGAAACUCCUGUUGAUUCUGAAUCAAGGAUGUCACAAGAUAUAAGUAAGGCCACCGUGUUAGACAAAGAGAAACCUCAACCUGAAUCAGUUGAGUCACCUCACAGUAUAGAUAGAAAGCUACACGAUGUUGCUCCUAAAGUUGAAACUGAUUCAAACGAAUUGAAACAAGAAGAGCAUAAACAUGAAAGUUUGGGCACUAAAGUAGAGGAGCAACUUGAUGAGGCCCAAGGGCUGCUUAAUACUGCAGUUUCUACUGGUCAGUCAAAAGAGGCUCGGUUAGCUCGGGUAUGUGCUGGACUCUCUACACGUCUUCAAGAGUACAAAUCUGAAAAUGCUCAAUUAGAGGAGCUUCUCAUGGCAGAGAGAGAAUUAAGUAAAUCAUAUGAGGGUCGCAUAAAGCAAUUAGAGAAAAAGUUAUCAGCAACAAAAGGUGAAGUGGCAAAAGUUGAGUUGAACAUGUCUGAGGCUUUGGAUGCAAAGAACUCUGAAAUUGCGGCACUUGUUAGUUCCAUGGACAUGCUUAGGAAGCAAGCGGCAUUAUCAGAGGGAAACCUGGCAUCUAUACAGGCAAACAUGGAGUCCAUAAUGAGAAAUAAGGAGCUAACUGAAACAAGGAUGAUGCAAGCUCUUAGAGAGGAGCUGGCUUCUGCAGAACGAAGGGCUGAAGAAGAACGAGCUGCCCAUAAUGCUACCAAGAUGGCGGCUAUGGAGAGGGAAGUAGAAUUGGAGCAUCGAGGUAUUGAGUCAUCUACAGCCCUAGCAAGGGUUCAGAGGAUAGCUGACGACAGAACAGCUAAAGCAGCAGACCUGGAACAGAAACUGGCAGUGCUGGAGGUUGAAUAUGCAUCCUUAAAUCAGGAGAUGCAGGACAUGGAAACCCGUGCUCAGCAUAGACAAAAGAAGUCUCCCGAGGAUGCCAAUCAAAUGAUUCAGAUCCAAGCAUGGAAAGAAGAAGUGGAACGAGCUAGGCAGAGUCAAAGAGAUGCAGAGAGCAAGCUUUCCUCUGUGGAGGCAGAAAUGCAAAAAUUAAGGGUUGAAAUGGCUGCCAUGAAGAGGGAUGCUGAACAUUAUUCCCGCCAAGAGCACAUGGAGCUGGAGAAACGGUAUCGUGAGCUAACUGAUUUAUUGUAUUACAAGCAAACACAGUUGGAAACAAUGGCAAGUGAAAAAGCUGCAGUAGAAUUUCAGCUUGAGAAGGAGAUAAAAUCCCUGCGAGAAGCUCAGGUAGAAGCCAGUAGGAGUAGAGUCAGUCGUCGACAGUCAGCUACUUGGGAAGAGGAUGCUGAUAUGAAAGCGCUAGAGCCUCUCCCAAUACAUCAGCGCCAUAUGGCUGGGGCAAGCGUUCAGCUGCAGAAGGCUGCAAAAAUUCUCGAUACAGGGGCGGCCAGAGCAACUAGAUUCCUGUGGCGUUAUCCAACUGCCCGACUUAUCCUUCUGUUUUAUUUGGUAUUUGUACACCUUUUCUUGAUGUACUUGCUACAUUGUCUCCAGGAGCAAGCUGAUACAUUUGCAUCUAGAGAAGUAGCAGAAACCAUGGGACUUGGAAACUUUACACAGCAAUAAUACUAAUACUAAUGAAACUAAUACUUGUUUGAAGAUCUUUCUUUCUUAUUCAUUGAUUGAUUGAGUCAAACCAAGUUGGUUUAUCUAUAUUUCACAAACAAACAAACAAACGGGGAGAGCUUCUUUAUUGGUAGCGAAAGCAGACUUUGUCUUCUUCGCGAGGAUCCUUCGUUUGUACUGGUGAAUCUAUGUAUAUCUAUUCUACUAUCUACUUGCUAAGCUUGAUUUUUUUGACUUUUCUUGGUGAUGCCUGAAUAUAGGAUUGCACAUUUGUUAUGUUGUAGUAAAAAAUAUUCCUCACAAAACAACCAAGAUUAUAUGUUGCUUUCAGAAACCAUAGUGCUGGUUUUUAAGCAAUUUUUUUA